AUGGCGACGGCUGGCAGGCAGACGCUGACGUCAUCGGGGUCGGGCAAGAUUGAGCAGGCGAAUCUGGUGGCCGUUCGAUUCGAAUUCAAAAUUCACCUCGUCGAGGUCAGCUCCGCCCCCCGUCUGCCUCCGCUGGUCCCACUUCCCCGCCCGCCCCACGUCCCCCUUCCCCCUUCCCCCUUCCCGCUUCCCGCUUCCCCUUCCUCACUUCCCACGUCCCGCUUCCCCCAUCCGGAGCCCCCCGUUCCGCUUCCGUCGUCGUUCCAUGCGUCUUCCGCUCCCCACCACAUCUGCGUGUCUCCCCUCGUCCCCGCACGCCGCGCCUCUGAACGAUCUCCAGCCCCUCUCUCUCCCUCUUCGCCCCCUCUCUCUCCCUCUUCGCCCCCUCUCUCUCCCUCUUCGCCCCCUCUCUCUCCCUCUUCGCCCCCUCUCUCUCCCUCUUCGCCCCCUCUCUCUCCCUUUUCCCCUCAUCCAAUCGUGCCCCCUACCCCGCCAACCGCCCGCCAUGGCGGCAGCUGCGCGGGUGGCUGCGCGCCUCCCCGCCGCUCAUCAUCCGCUGGCAGCGCGGGGACAGCCGCGCGGGCCUCUCCGCGCCUGUGUGGCCCCCCGCCGGCCCCCACGUGCCGCUCAGCCACACCUUCCGGGUACGCUCUUCUCCUUGCAUUCGCAUCCUCUCCUUCUCCCUCCCCCACUCCCCUCCCCUUUACCCAACGUCUUCCCCUCCUCUCUAACACCAACCUCUUCCCAUCCUUCUUCUCCGCCCUCUCAACCACCCCCCACCCCCCUCAUUUCCCUCCAUUCUUCCCGUUCCCCACUCUUUCCCCCUUUUCGCCCCUCUUUCCCUGCUUUUCCCUCUUUCCUCCCCUUUCCCCUUUUUCCCCCACUUUCCCUCCCUUUUCCCCCUUUUCCCCUCCCGUUCCCCCUUUUUUUUCCCCUUUUCCCCCUUUGCCUCCCUUUCCCCCCCUUUCCCCCCCUUUUCCCCCCUUUUCCCCCCCUUAUUCCCCCCAUUUCCCGCCCGCCCUGUCCGCCUCGCCUGCGGGCAGAUCCCACCACCCACCCGAUGCACCAUCCGAGCCUGCCUUCCAGGCUCGGCCCGAGCCUCUGGGUCGGGCGCAGCUGGACCUGGCUGAGCUGGCGGACUGCGACGGGGCGGUGGAGCGCCGCCUCAAGGUGGCGCCCGGGCCCGCCAUGCUGGCUGACGUGGCGGCUGCUGAGAGGCCGGCGGGGGCGGUGCUGGUGGUGAGCGUGGAGUGCGUUGGGAAGAAGCUCAGCCGCGAGGCCGCCGCUGAGGAGGCCCACAUCCUGGCGGCCCCCAGGGGUCAUCGCCGCAAUGCCUCCUCUCCGCUGCUGCCCUCCACCGCUCUGCACCGCCCCGCUGCCCCCUCACAUCUUGCCUCCUCCCCUCCGGCAUCAGGGUGCGCGUCGCCCGCCGUGGCAGCAGCAGGCAGCGCGGGGUCGUCGCUGGGCCACAGUGACUUCCCUGCCCUGCCGCUGCCCCCCGCGGCAGGGGGCGCGCAUGCACAGGGCCACACGCAGGAGGGGCCGCAUGGGCCAUGGCAGCACGAGCAGGCUGUAGCAGCGAGAGAGGCGCGUGGGGAAGAUGCGGGGAGGGUGGAGGCAGUAGCAGAAGAAGGCAGAGGGGAAGGAGUGCAGAGCGGUGGUGAGGUGGGCAAGCGCAAGCAGCAGAGGAAGAGCCGCAGAGGAGGCAGGGCAGGCUCAUGCGAUGGGGUGGGAGGCGGGAGGGAGACGGGGGGAGACGUGAGUGAGGAGGUGCGGAUAAAGGACGCUGUAGAGCGUGACGUGGCAGUGGGCGAUUCUGGACCUGUCUCUGCCACGUCAGCCCCCCCUUCCACAUUUGCAGUGUCUGCCAAGUCAGCAUCGUCUUCAUCCACCUCAUCACGACCUCCCUCCCACCCUCCAUCAGCUUCUGCUUCCCCUGUGCCCUCGCGCUCCUCCUCUGUCUCGUCAGCGACCUCUGCAUCCACGUCAGCUUCGGCAUCCACGUCAGCAUCUGCUUCGUCAGCAUCCACAUCGGCAUGCAUGACGUCAUCAUCAUCACAUUUACCGCUGGAGUCACCAGCAGCAUCCGCGCCCCCCUCCGCCUCCACCAUCGCUGCUCUGUCCGCGGGGGCCAAGCCAUGCAGGAAGGCGUCUCGCCGCGCGCAGUCGUACGGCGGCACUGAGCUUGCAGCCUUCCAUGCCGCCCCCGCUGCACCACCAGCACCACCAGCAGCAGCACAAACGUCACCAGCAGCAGCAGCACAAACGUCACGAGCAGGUGCCCGGGAAGAUCCUGCUGAUGCUGCCGCUGACGCCACUAGUGCAAUCACUGGUGAACCAGCCGAACCCAGCAACACCCAGCGUGCCUCAUCGGUGGCAGCUCUGGUCAGUGGCCAUCGCACUUCCACUCUCCACUCCCUCCAUCGCCCAUCCCUGCUACUAACUCUCCAUGCCCCCAUUCCCUGCCCACCUUCCUUUGCUCCCUCCCCCCCCUUCCCAUCUGAUAGGGCGCAGCGCAAGGCAGCGGGCAGGCGGCACUCGUAUGGCGGCCAGGAGCUCACCGCCAUGCAAGCCGCACUCACACACCCGCCCGCCACCCCCGAUGCCACUGACGCUGGCAGCAGCAGUGACAGCAGCACUGCGGGCAGCGGCAGGGGCAGCAGGGCGAGCAGGCGGGGGGGGGGGACGGGCAGCAGCAGCAUGGACGUGCCUGGCCGCCCCGCCACGGCGCUCACCCGCUUCAGCCGCCAUGCCAAACCCCCCCUCGCCACGCCCCCCUCCUCCCUCCCCCCCACUGCCUCUGCCACCCCCCUUGCCACGACCCCCCUUGCGUCACCGUCCGCCACCAGUGCGUUCUCAGCCCCUAGCCUCCCAGCUCAGGCUGACGCGCCCCCAUCCCACGCCACCCCUGCUGCUGCUGCUGCCGAGGGGGUGGCUGCUGGUGAGUCUGGGAAGACAAGGCGUGGGAGUGGGAAGGAGAGGGCGCGGGGCAUGAAGCAGAUCGAGGCAGAGCUGCAGCAGAGGAGAGAGGCAGCCGCAGCACAGGCAGCAGCCGGCACGGCAGAGGCAGUAGAAGCAGACAGCGGGGCUACCGGGGCAGUGGAGGAUGAUCCGUGGGGGCAGCAGGUGGGGCAGGUGGCGGUGGUGCGCGGGCAGGUGAGGGCCACAUCGCUGGCAGAGCUGUACCGCGCGGCGGGGAGAGGCGGCGACCUGGACGGCGCAAGGAACGUGGCGCCGGCUCACGCCCUGUCACAUGUGCUCACUGCCACACCCGGCCCGCUGUGCCAGUCCAUGCCCCUGGAGCCCCACCCGGGCUUGCAGCCGCACCUUCCCAUUCCCACGCCCCUGCCUUGCCACUGCCUCUUUCCCCCCCGCCUCUGCUCCUCCCCCUCCUGCCUCUGCCUCUGCGGCCCCCCCUUCCUGCCACCCCCCGCCCACUGCGUCGUCCCCUCCUGCCGCGCGCCCCCCCUCCCAUCGCGACCUGCUGGUGAGUGGCACAUGGUUGGGGAGGGGGGGAAGGAGGGACGGAGAGGGGAGCGGAGUGAAAUUCGUGGGGAAGAGUGGGAAGGGUUGGGGGGAAGUGUGACAUCAGGGGGCAGGGUUGAGGGGAAUGGGGGAGAAGAGUGGGGGAGGGAGAGGUGGAGGCAUGGGGAGUUGGGUAAGGGAAUGAGUGGUGUGGUGCUGGCAGGCAGGCAGGACGGGUGGCAUCUGCCAACACCUCCAUCAUCGCCUAUCUUGCAUCCUACUCCCACCUGUUCCCCUCUCCCCCUCUCCCCUUUUCCCCCGACAUCCUCUCACCCUACCACUUCCCCACCCUCCCCCUCCCCUCCCUCUCCUGCUCUUAUGAUCUUAUCCCCCCCUCCUCCUCAGAGGGCGCGCAAGGCAGCCAACAGUCGCCGCCCGCACUCGCUGGCGGGGGGGGAGUUUGCCGCGCUCAGGCUCGCCCACACCCCCACAGGAGGCUCGCCAGAAUCCACCACCGCUCUGCACCGCUCUCCACUCUCCUCGUCCUCCCGCCCGAUAAAUCCUGGUGCGGCUGUCGCCCUGGCCACUCUGCAACGCCCCUCCACCUCCUCUCCUGCCCCUCCCGCUGCCCCUUCUGCUGCAGCGGAUGAGAGUGGGAGUGGGAGGAAGCGGCAGAGCAAGAAGGGCAUGAGGCAGGCAGGUGGGGGAGGGGCGGUGGCAGCAGCGGUGGUGCAGCAGUCGUUGGGAGCGGGGGUGGCAGCACAGCCUGCCAUGGUGGCAGCACAGCCUGCCAUGGUGGAUAUUCCACGGGCUGCCACCACGGGCAGCAUUCUCACCACACCUGCCACUGCUGCUGCUGCUGCUGCUUUCAGGAGGUGUGGGUCUGACGAUGCGCCCUGCCUGCCCGCUCACGCAGAGCACAUGGCACAGGGAGGGGAGGGGGGCAUGCAGGGGAGGGCAGAGCACGUGGCAGCAGCGCCACCAUCAGCGGGCACAGCGCCACCAUCAGCGGGCACAGCGCCACCAUCAGCGGGCACAGCGCCACCAUCAGCGGGCACAGCGCCAGCAUCAGCAGGCACUCACAUGCCCCACCCAGCUGUCCCCUCCGCCUUCCCUCGCCCUCUGCCUCUGCUGCACCUUGCUCCCACUGCCCUCGCCUCCUCUUCCCCUGCCAUGUCAGCUGGCUCUCCUGUGACGUCAGCAGGGUCGCCUGCCAUGUCAGCAGGAUCCCCAGCCUCUCUGUCCAAUGAGCACGCGCCACGUGGCGCACAGCAGGCAGCAGCGGUGGCGGAGCUGAGGAGCAAGCUGCGGGUGCUGCUGGCACCGCCCCCGGCUACAGCGGGGCAGGCCGGCAGGGGGGCGAGCGGGGUGGAAGAAAGCCAUAGAGUGGGCGGGCAGGGAGGUGCGGGCAGUGAGGAGGACCAACUGCCGAGACCUGUGGCGCCCGCACCGCCUGCAACAGCUGGAGCCUCAGACCCUCUUCCCUCUCACUCCUCCACCGCACAGCCCACCUCUACCCUCCCUGCCACAGACCAGCACCCAUCCUCGCCUCCUGCCCUGCACCGCUCGCUCUCAGACCCGCACACCCCUCGCCCCCCCUCCACAGCCUUCCCCCUGGUUGCUCCUCCCUCCCCCGGCACCCUCUCAGCGCCGCGCUCACCCCUCCCCCCGCCCUCUGCGCGCGCCCUGGGCUUUGCGUGUGCGCGGCGCCCCUUCAUGCUCCCACCCGACUGGCACGAUCCCUCCGUUGCUGCUGAGAGCGCUGGGAGGCCGCGCACUGCAGAGGGGGGGAGAGGAGGAAGGGGCGUGCGGGCGUUCACGUCCGUGGGGCACCGGGGAUUGCUGCCACGCGGUGUGCAUGCAGGGGGGGCGUCAGCAGCAGCAGCAGCAGCAGGGGGCGCGGGCAGCCAUUCUGCUCUGACUGCGCGUGAGGUGCUGGCGGCGCUGCGGCGCGUGCCGGGGCCGUACAGCUCAGGGCGGUUCGAUGAGGUGGAGGGCGUCGAUGACUCACUGCUGGGCGCUGGCGCCACACCCAGGCCACCAGAGGGCGGGGCACGUGGUGCUGGUGGCGGGCGGCGGCGGAGGAGGUUCAGCGUGCUGGCGGUGGCGCGGGAGGUGGUGGAGCGGGAAGGCGGAGGGGCAGAGGGGGGCAGUGGCGAUUAUGCGAGUGGAGGUGACGCGGAGAGAGGAAAAGGUGGUGCGGAGGAGGCGGGAGGAGAGGAUGGGGAAGGCAGCGAUGACUCAGAGGGCAAUGGCGAUGGGGAGGGCGAGGAGGCGGCACGUGUGCGCAUGGAGUGGAGACGGGUGAGGAAGGAGCGGCAGCUGGUGGAGCAGGAGAGGGGCGAGGUGCAGCGCGUGCAGGGCGAGGUGGCACGCUUCAAGCAGUGGGCGCACGAGGAGCAGCAGCGGCUGGGCGAGGAGAAGCAGCGGGUAGAAGCGGAGAAGCAGCGCCUGGCGCCCUUUGAGGCGCGCCACCGCGCCGGCCAGCACCGCAUCGCAGCGCAGGACGCCGCCACGGCCGCCCUGCGAGCGCAGGCCAGCGCGGCCGCCACGGCCACGGCGCACGUGGCGGCGCACACGCACGCCCUGCGCUGCCACCUCGCCUCCGCCGCCCACCUCCUCGCCGCCACCAAGCAGCGCCUCGCUCACGACCGCGCCUCCGUGGCUGGCGCUCUGGCUCGGGCUGCCGAGGCUGAGGAGCGGGCGCAGGCGGCGGAGAGGAGGUUCGGGAAGAUGCCGUGGGAGGUGCGGAGCGCGAGUGGCGUGGCGCGGGCGGUGCAUGGCGUGGCGGGCCGGCAUGGGUUACCCGUGCUGCGCCUGCACGCCCCCGCCAUGCGCCUGGCCCGCGUGGUGGCCGUGGCAUGGCGGGGCGGUACGGGUGAGGGGGCAGGGGUGGAGGAGGAGUGCGAUGGAACGGGGGAGAUGGCGGAGGGACGAGAAAAGGGCGGGCACAGGGGAGGGGAGGAGGAAGAGGGGGAUGCGUGGCAAGGGUGGAGUGCAGCCAGGGAAGGGGCAGCGAUGGGAAAGGGGAAGCUGAGGGAGCAACGAGGCGCAGAGGGCCAGGAGCAGGGGUUGCGGCGUGAGCAGGUGGCAGGCGUGGCGAGGGAGGUGAUGCGCGCGCUGCUGCUGGCGGCCCGGGCGGCGAGCGACAACGCCUCGCGGGUGCUGUUCUGGUGGUCCAACACGGCCCUGCUGCGCUCCGCCCUGGCGCCCCUGGUGGCGGAGGAGCGGAGCAGGGGAGGGGCGGGUGGGAGGAAGGGUGGGGGGAGCACAGGUGAUGGCGGGGCCACUGGGGGCAGCGAUGUGGGGGGGGAUAGUGGUGGUGUUGGGAAUGGUGGCGCUGCUGCGAGUGGUGGUGGUGCAUGUGCGCCCGGCACAGGGCAUGACGACCGCGGAGAGCCCUCUGAGGACCCCUGGGGCAGAUUGGCGCACCUUGACGCUCAGCUGCUGCAGCUGGAGCAAUGGCAGCACGACAGGUGUCUGCACCUGGUGUGGACACGUGUCUUCCUGCCAGCCAUGCAGCAGCCCCCCCCUGUGCUGCCGCCUCCCUUCCACCCGCCAUCACACACCCCCGCCUUCACCCCCUCGUGGUCCUCCGCGCUCCUCUGUGCCGCCUCCGCCUCCCAGCACUCCCUCUGGCCCUUCUCUGCCGCGCCACCCCCGCCACCGCCACUCAGAGCGGAGGAAGUGCAAGCGCCCUGGUGGGCGGGGCUGAGUGGUACAGAGCGGUGGGUGGCGGCGCAGCACGAGGCGGCUGUCAUGCUGUGCCCGCACAGGGCCAUGGGGCACCACUGCGGCUGCCUCUACCCGCUUUUCAAGCAGGUGCUGCAGCAGUGCGAGCAGCGGCUGGACGCGGCGCUCUUCAACGCGCUGCUGCGGUCCGGCAACGACGUGCUCUCCACCGACCCUGCCGCCGACCCUCUCACCGACCCUGCCGCCCUGCCCUUCCCUGCCAAUGGCCGCUUCUGGGCCGCCCAAGGCGGGCUGCUGAAACACACUGUGUCGGAGUGGAGUGACUUCCUGGCAGACAUGGACGCCCACGUCGCCUCGCAAUGCUGUGCCGCUGCUGCACCCGCCGCCGCUGCUUCUGCCGCACAUCCCGGAGCCGCCCGCGCUCCCCCCCCAUCGCCCGUCGUCCCCCCGCCCACCGUCCCGCUCUCCUUGCUCUCCUCCGCUCGCUUCUGGGCGGGCCAGCUGGAGCUCUUUGAUUGGCCAGAGGGCGCAGAGGGGCAGGGCGGGGCAGAAAAGCUAGCACACGGAAAUGGACUGGUGGGGCAGGGAGAGGGGUGGAGAGUGGUGACAGACGGUGAUUCGAUGGGAGGUGUAUUGGUGCGCGGCACUGCUGGUGGUGAAGGGGGCACGGGUCAGAGGCACGACCCGGCUGCUCUGCUGCUGCUGGGAGGGCGCGAGGGGGAGGGGGGUGAGGGGCAAGGCAUGGUGCAGCAGCUGAUAGGCGAGCGGGGGGAGUGCUUUCCCCUGCUGCGCGCGCUGGCGCACGUGCUGCUGCUGCCCAAGCAGGCCCCCUGCGACCGCCCUGUGCGGCGCCAGGUGUACGCCACCAUCCCGGCGCCGCUGCUGCAGCGCAUGGUGUCCAUGUGUGUGGAGCAGCCGUCCCACCCCGACCCCAUCCCUCCCGUGCUGCUCGACAUGCUGCACGCCGAGGCCAACACAUCUGCCCACGCCAUCCACUUCCUGCCAGUCUUCGACCCCGCGCCCCUGCCGCCCACGCCCUACUGCCCGCCGCCCACCUCCGCCCUGCACGCGCUGCUGGGGGCGGCUGCACCGGGCGCGGUGGGCGUGCAGCAGGGGGGGCUGGAGGGCGGGAAGGGGGCACGGCACGGAGAGGUGCCGAUGGAGUGA
Closterium sp. Naga37s-1 is the source of this 8325-nucleotide messenger RNA. Lineage: Eukaryota; Viridiplantae; Streptophyta; Zygnematophyceae; Desmidiales; Closteriaceae. The record is from the annotation of a GenBank genome assembly.